UGUUGGGUCGAGUGUAUGUCUCAAAUCACAGUAUGAGACUAGGAUUUUCCUACAUUUGAGAAAAGGCUUCCCGUUGAUACCUGUCCAUUUAGGGGGUUUGUCAGUCGUCACUGACAAGUAGUAUGGUUUCACAGGUGAUCGUUGAAGUCCUCGCGGUAAUACUUUUCUUCCCAGGGCUGGUCGCCAACGAGGUCCCUCUGUUCCAGUAUGGCGACCCUUCUUGUGGAGGCCGCCAGGUGCUUGUCCAGCUCUUCCAUUGGCGAUGGAGGAGCGUGGCCAAGGAAUGUGAGGAGUUCCUGGGAUCUUGGGGCUUUUGUGGUGUUCAGGUUUCAGUGCCGACUGAGCAUGUGGUGUUCAGUUCUCCCUCCAACCCUUGGUGGCAACACUACCAGCCGGUGAGUUACAAGCUGGAGAGCAGGUUUGGUACAGAGGAAGAGUUCGAGGAUAUGGUUGUCCGAUGCAGCGCAAACGGAGUCAUAAUAUUCGCCGACAUCGUCCUCAACAACAUGGCCCAACUCAACCUGUCAGGAGAGGGCUACAAUGGGACCUACUUCAACAGCAACUCGUUCCACUUUCCAGGCGUCCAUUUUCGACAAAAAGGACUUCAACGACCCCGCCGUCAAGUGCCCAUCGGCCGACGGGCUGGUUCAGAUGUCACCAACCCUAGCGAGGUGCGCAACUGCUGCUACGACAGCCUGACGGACCUGGAUCAGUCGCAGGAAGCCGUGCAGGACGUCGUGGUCGCAUACCUCAACCACCUCAUCGACAUCGGGGUGGCUGGUUUUAGAGUUGAUAAAGCAACGUUCAUGUGGCCAAAAGACCUAGCUGCCAUUCAGGAGAAGGUAAAGGACCGGUGGUCUGGUGGUCGUCCCUUCUACAUUCUGCACGUGCAGGACUUGACCCAGGGUUCGGUGACGUGGGACGAGUACGACGACCUAGGUUACGUCACAGAGUUCCAUUACCGCCAGCUGGUGGCCGAAGCCAUGGCCGACAGUUUCGAGAUUGUCUACAACAUAACAUCACAAAGCGCAGGCGCCACACUCGCUCCAUCGGCACGUGCGCUCGUCUUCCUGGACAACCACGAGACUCAGCGCCGGGGACAGCAGGUUGCUAGCGCCACCCAUCCUUGGCUUACCUUCAGGGACGCCGGCAAGUACACCCUGGCCACAGCCUUCAUGCUGGCCUACGACUACGGCUUUGUGCGCAUCAUGAGUAGCUACAACUUCAGUGAUGUCAACGAGGGCCCCCCAACCCAGCCCGAUGGCAGCAUUAAGGAUGCUGUCAUCAAUGAUGACGGUGCAUGCGAGGGAGGGUGGGUGUGCGAGCAUCGCUGGCCCACCAUCGCCACCCUCGUGAGGUUCCGGACUGCCGUGGCCGGCGCUGAUGUCAACCACUGGUACGCACCUCACGGCUUGGUGGCGUUCUCGCGAGGCAGUGUGGGAUUCUUCGCGAUGACAGUGACCAUGUCGUAUGUCACCAAGGUGAUGACGGGGCUUCCUCCAGGCACGUACUGCGAGCUCGUCAGCAGCUGCCUCUCGACGUUGACUGUAGAUGAAGAGGGCUACAUCAGCCAUCCAGCUGGACGCAGCCAACAACCCCGUCGUCGCCAUUUUGACCGAUAUGAAGAGAAAACGGGAUUUCAGCUGACAACUCAGCAGAAAGUAUCCACUGAAGAAACAAAAAUCAAGGUUGUCACCGAGCAACAAGUAUCUACUUCAGAUGCAACUCAAUUUCAAGUUAUAACUGACCAGCCUAUGCUUACUUCCUAUGCUACAGGAUUUCAGCUCAAUACAGAGUAUCCUGCGUCUACUUCAGAUACAACAGAAUUUCAGUUUUUUACUGAACAGCAAGUGUCUACUCCAGGAUCAACAGAAUUUGAGAUCAUCAGUAAGCAGCACGUGCCUAGCUCUUACACAACAGGAUUGCAGCUGGUCACAGGUGGACUUACCUCAGACGGAACAGGAUUGCAGCUGGUCACAGGUGGACUUACCUCAGACAGAACAGGAUUGCAUCUGAUCACAGGUGGAACUACCUCAGACACAAACGGAUUUCAGCCAGUCACAGGUGGAUUUACUUCAGACAGAACAGGAUUGCAGCCGGUCACAGGAGGAUUUACUUCAGACACAACAAGAUUGGACCUUGUGACAGCUGUCUUUGCCGCCUUCCACAAAAAACUCUCCGACAGUCACCGAAGCACGACCACAGUCUGUAGCUCCGUCGUCAUCAUCCACAACAACGACAGCACCACAACAUCCUCGGGGUACAGGCGAACUGUCAUUUUGCUGCACUGGAUCACGAGCCCUGCGCAGUAUGUGUUUUUCCGAGGAGGCGUGGACGCCAACCACAGAGCAGGCUGCGUGAGCAACACCAAGGUUGACCCUUGUGCAAUCCCAAUAAGAGAUCGUGAAGAAGUCGUCAGCCAGUACUUCCAGAAGUACAACGCCUGGCGACUUGGAGACGACUUCCUCGACUGGUAUGGCGCGGAGCAAGGACAAGGGACUUUUUUGGGAAACGUUGCGGAAGGGAGUCCAGGCAUCUGGACAUCCAACAACCCUGCGGAUCCUGGAUACCAACCUAUUAAUACGUUUGGAAACCAUUACUGGAUGUUAGACAUUGACAUGGACUGCUCCAAGACGCUGGAAAAUGGCUACUUUGAACUGAAGGCAUAUUCCGGCCACUGGGAGCCCAACAUCGCCACACACGUGUGUGCAGGCUCGUAUCCUCCUGUGCCCUACACCUCCACCAACCACUUUCGCACGCUGUGGAUAUCUGAAUGUGUUCAAACAGGGGGGAGAGUGCGAAGUUAGGCCCUUGGCUGAUGCAGCACCCUGAGAACCCUCUUUGCCAGUCCUGCUGACAAGACGAGUGGUCUAGUCCAGGUACCUUAGAUGCUCUGUCAACUAGACUGCAUCAACAACACUCACUGAGGUCGCAAGCGCUGAAAUGUUGAUUUCCAUCUGCAGUUGAUCCAAAUUUCAUGUGGGGAUGAAUGGUAAUAUGGAAAGUGUCUUUCUAGUACUCCAUUACAAUAAAGGAAACGAGGUACAUCCAAGUGUAUGGUUAUUGGUAAAAAGCAGGAUGCAACAUGACCAUCAGGUAUCUAAAUUUAUUUGACAUUGGCUUGUCAUCAACUGUUACACUACAGUUGAUUGGAAACACACAUACAAAUCCAUAAUAAAUGUGAUUAUCUUUUAAUCAAUAUUCCUUUAUUCAAGUCAUGCUUUGUAUAAAAUGCACAUAUAAAUACAAACUAUGUGCUAUGAUAAAAUUCAUGUGAGCCACACAUGUUUGUCACAGCUGCAUUAGGCGUUCUGCCUAUUUGACUACUGGCUCUAUACAAGGAGUGUUGCAUGCUUUCAUGGAACAAAAAAAAAAAAAAGCUCCUAAAAAUACUCUCUAGAGGACAUGUAGAUAUGUGGCAAUGACAACUAAAACACUGUCUACCAAAAGUUUAUGAAAGUCAGGGUUUUCAUGUCAUACUGGGGGAUAUAGCCAUUACCAAUGCAAACUGCAAAUCAACAGCACACGUAUCACACAACCUGAUUUGGACAUUAAUAUUCAUUCAGUACAAUCCUCACCAGGUGUGUGGAGUUUUUUUUUGGUUGUUAAUUUCAACCAGCUUAUUAAUGAAAUGUAAGUAGCAAAAUAACUAUCUUACUUUGGUAAACUGGAAGUUCUGGAGCAUUUAGGUGAAAGGAGGUGUAGAGAUAAUAGCGCAUUCUGUUUUCCUCUACUGCAUCUACCUGCACUUCACAGCACCUCCACCUCACUGACCAUAGGUACUAGAGUACCACCCAUAUCUUAUGUUUAAACUAUUGCAUCAUCCUAAAGACCAAAACUGACAAAUUUCUCCUUUCAAACAACGAAACAUACACAGACAGCUACAGAUAAAACCAUAUAAUGUACAAAAUGCUCAGUUACUGGUAUGCUGGCAUAUUUUUAAAAAAUUUAUAAUUAAAAGUUUGGUUGUCUUUGCGCAAAAGUAAACUGAAAUGGCAGUGGAUUGGACAUCUAGUAUUCAUAGAAAGAAAUAUACUGAUACUUAACAAAUGAUUGUGCACAUGUGCAAAGGUAUAGAAAAUUUGCACAGAACAAGAAGAAACUACUAACAGCAAAACAAUGUUUUCUGUGUAAAAGCUUGAGGGUACAGUGUCCACAAACCACA
Molecule: messenger RNA, 4165 nt
Organism: Pomacea canaliculata
Lineage: Eukaryota; Metazoa; Mollusca; Gastropoda; Architaenioglossa; Ampullariidae
Product: alpha-amylase A-like
Biological process (GO): carbohydrate metabolic process
Molecular function (GO): cation binding; alpha-amylase activity
Source: RefSeq, a predicted model, not a curated record